CAUGAAUCCCGAAGUGGCCGCAACAGCAAUUUCAGCCUUGACCAUAUCGUUAAAUUCAACUCUCAUCAUCCUGCACGUACUAGCAAAUCUUCUAGAGUACAAAAGUGCUCCUGAAGUGAUCGCUCCUGUUCAACAACUAGAGUCUUAUGUCACUUUUAACACCUACUGAGGCUCAUGCCUUUCAGAAAUUCCUUUCAUCACUUGACACCACCGACUUUUCAGCGGGAUGGAAUAUGCAACUAGAAGUCUCGCAUGAGCAUAUGCCGCCAGCUCACGGGAAAGAAGCGUUGGCUCAAGCAACCAAAGACCUCAUGUCGCUGGAUACGGAUAAAUGGCGGUAUCCACUCGCUCGCUCUCCUUCAUCUCGUGAGUCCCCGUCGGAGCCACCGGUUACCCGGCAUCCCCAGUCGCAGUCAAACUCCUUGUCAUUUCUCUAUUCUACCCGUCGAGAGCGACGCGUAGAGGGCAAUGACGCCUCUACAGGCCAUUCCCAUCCGCCGCCCUCCCGCAGUCGCACACACAUACCCCCUCUCCAACGAACCGUGGAUCCUUCAUCAGUCUCCACAAGAACUAGAGCAAGAACGUUCGCGUUCGAGAAUAUAUCAUCUUCCUCGUCAAGCCAGUCUCCUAUUGAUCCGUCUUCCUCAGUUUCAUCCUUCUCUACGCACCAUACCACUCCCACACCGCUCUCAUCGAAUAAACGAUCCACACCACCGGAUCAUAAUGUAUCGAAUAAACGGCGACGACAGUCGUCAGUCACAUCGCAGCAAUUUGCGAGUGACGCUGGUAGAUCAGCGACGCUUCUAUCACCCUCACAGAAAAAAGCAAAUCAUAUACAAUCGGAGCAGAAGCGAAGAGCUAAUAUAAGAAAGGGUUACGAGGCUUUGUGCGACAUCGUUCCAUCUUUACGAGAAGCCAUGUUGGCUGAGGCGAUGGAAGAAGAAGAAGCGGUCGCGAACGGGAAGAAAGCUGGCAGACGACGGUGUAAAGGAAAGGCAGCAAAUGACGACGGUGAGAAGGUCGAUGGGAGGGCCGGUCCAAAAAGCGAACAUGUCGUGCUUUCAAAGACUAUCGAUUACGUUACAGAGCUUCUGGCGGAGCAUGAUGUCUUCAAGCAACGCCUAAUGGUGGCGAGAAGCGCCCUCCCCCUUGAUCAUCCAUUAUUACAGCGUCACCCCGACGCUCCGCCCCCACUAUGGGAACGAAAAUGGACUGGUGGUGAAGCAAAGGAUGUUGACGAGGAGGACGAUGAAGAAUCAUAGCUCAAAAUAAAAUGUCACUGAACGCCUCAUAGUAUUUAUGGGUUCAAGUUCGUCGUCUUGCAAGGGUCUAGAGUUGGACACGUAUUAUAUCAGACUCGCUUCAUUAUGUAUAAUAUGUCACUUUUAAUUCGCUGUCUGCACGACCUUGCGGAAGCGGGACAAA
Molecule: messenger RNA, 1425 nt
Organism: Suillus subalutaceus
Lineage: Eukaryota; Fungi; Basidiomycota; Agaricomycetes; Boletales; Suillaceae
Exons: 2
Coding region: 147-1262 (371 amino acids)
Biological process (GO): regulation of transcription by RNA polymerase II
Molecular function (GO): RNA polymerase II cis-regulatory region sequence-specific DNA binding; DNA-binding transcription factor activity, RNA polymerase II-specific; protein dimerization activity
Source: RefSeq, a predicted model, not a curated record